Mercurialis annua (annual mercury) is the source of this 4305-nucleotide messenger RNA. RefSeq names its product ARF guanine-nucleotide exchange factor GNL2. The transcript has a single exon. The record is from RefSeq and is a predicted model, not a curated record. The coding region runs from base 65 to 4201 and encodes 1378 amino acids. Gene Ontology annotation, biological process: regulation of ARF protein signal transduction. Gene Ontology annotation, molecular function: guanyl-nucleotide exchange factor activity. NCBI's taxonomy places the organism in Eukaryota, Viridiplantae, Streptophyta, Magnoliopsida, Malpighiales, Euphorbiaceae.
UUUUAAUCUUACACAUAAUUUUUCAUAGACCUCUGGUUAACUUAACGUCCAUUGUUAUCUGAAAAUGGAGAGAAUUGAAGAAGAUGAAGAAAACAGUGCGUCCGAAGAGAGAAAAAGAAGAAAAGAAGUCAGCCUUUCAUGCAUGUUAAACACAGAACUCAGUGCAAUUCUCGCCGUGAUCCGCCGUCCCCAUGAUUCCACCUCUUUGCUUCAGCAAGAAGAUCACUACGACACCGCCAUUCUCAACUCUUUGAAAUCUUUACGAGCUCUGAUAUUCAAUCCUCAGCAAGAAUGGCGGACCAUAGACCCUUCUGUUUACAUCUCCCCGUUUCUUGAUGUUAUUCAGAGCGAUGAUAUUCCUGCCACUGCUACAAACGUUGCACUCUCUGCCAUUUCCAAGGUUCUCAAACUUCAGUUCUUUGAUGAGAAAACUCCCGGGGCUAAGGAUGCUAUUAACUCCAUUGUCACCGGCAUUACAAGCUGCCGGCUCGAACGUACCGAUCCCAUCACUGAAGAUGCCGUCAUGAUGAGGAUUCUGCAAGCUUUGACGUCCAUCAUUAAGCAUCGGGCUUCGAUCUUGCUCAGAGAUUAUGCUGUUUGUACAAUUGUUAAUACUUGUUUUCAAGUUGUUCAGCAAUCUACUAACAGGGCGGAUUUGCUUCAGCGGGGCGCGAAAUAUGCGAUGAGGGAGAUGAUUGAGAUUAUUUUCGCCAGGUUACAGGAUGUUGAGGUGAAAUCUGAGGAGGAUUCGGAAUCUGAUACGGAGGAUAUUGACAUUGGUAGCGGUAUGGACUCCGGAUAUGGAGUUCGUAGCGUUGUCGAUAUUUUUCAUUUCUUGUGCUCUCUGCUUAAUGUUGUUGAGAUUGUGGAAUCGGAAGGGGUUUCGUCUCAUACUACUGAUCAGAAUGUUCAGAUUUUCGGAUUGAUCUUGAUAAAUUCCGCGGUGGAGUUGAGCGGUGACGCAAUUGGAAAGCACCCGAAACUUUUGAGAAUGAUCCAAGAUGAUCUGUUUCAUCAUUUGAUUCAUUAUGGAAUAUCGUCCAGUCCUCUUGUGCUGUCCAUGAUCUGCAGUACUGUCUUGAAUAUCUAUCAUUCGCUUCGUAGAUACAUUCGUAUUCAACUCGAGGCGUUUUUCGGGUUUGUGUUGUUGAGAGCUGCAGCUGCGGGGAGCCCAAUUCAGCAGCAAGAAGUUGCACUUGAAGCAAUUAUAAAUUUCUGCAGGCAACCGAGUUUCAUAGUUGAAAUGUAUGUUAACUGUGACUGUGAUCCAACCUGUCGAAAUAUAUUCGAGGAAAUCGGGAAGUUGCUCUGCAAGCUCUCAUUUCCAGGGUCUAGUCCUUUGAACUGUGUGCAGAUUCAGGCAUUUGAAGGACUGCUCAUCAUAAUUCACAACAUUGCAGAUAAUAUUGAUAAAGAAGACGAUUUGACUCCUUCUGGACCGUACCCUGUCGAAAUUACAGAAUACAGGCCGUUUUGGGAAGAACAGCCAAAGGAAGAUUAUGAAACUUGGGUGGAAUAUUUGAGACUCAGGAAAGCACAGAAAAAGAAAGUGUUGAUUGCAGGUGACCAUUUUAACAGAGAUGAAAAGAAAGGUUUAGAGUAUCUCAGGCUUUGUCAAUUGGUUUCUGAUCCACCAGAUCCCAAAUCCAUAGCUAUUUUCUUCCGAUAUACACCAGGGCUCGACAAACCCUUGAUCGGGGAUUAUUUAGGCGAUCCUGACGAGUUUCACAUGCAGGUUCUUAAAGAAUUCACAGAAACUUUCAAGUUUUCUGGUAUGAUUCUUGAUACUGCUCUCCGUACUUAUCUUGCAACCUUCAGAUUGCCUGGUGAAUCCCAAAAGAUUCAGCGAAUUCUCGAAGCAUUCUCGGAGAGGUUUUAUGAUCAACAAUCAUCAGACAUUUUCGCAAGCAAAGAUGCAGUCUUUAUCCUCUGCUAUUCCCUUAUUAUGCUCAACACUGAUCAACACAAUCCCCAAGUCAAGAAAAAGAUGACAGAGGAGGAGUUCAUCAGGAAUAAUAGAGCAAUUAAUGGAGGCCAAGAUCUUCCUCGCGAUUAUCUAACCGAGCUUUUCCAAUCAAUUGCGAAUCACGCCAUCACACUUUUCGGUCAUUCUGGACCUGUGGAGUUGAACCCUGGCAGCUGGAUUGAACUAAUGAAUAGAUCCAAAGUUAUGCAGCCGUACAUCCUUGGUGAUUAUGAUCGUCGGUUAGGGAGAGAUAUGUUUGCCUGCAUCGCCGGUCCAUCAGUUGCAGCCAUUUCUUCAUUCUUUGAACAUGCCGAGGAAGACGAAAUGCUGCACGAAUGCAUAGGUGGAUUGAUCUCAAUUGCGAGGAUAACUCAGUAUCAACUCGAAGAUAUUCUCGACGAGCUUCUUGCUUCGUUCUCCAAGUUUACUACUUUGCUAAAUCCUUAUGCCUCUGCCGAAGAAACACUUUUUGCUUUCAGCAAUGAUUUGAAGCCAAGAAUGGCUACUCUUGCAGUUUUCACCAUUGCUAACAAUUUCGGAGAAUCGAUUAGAGGAGGGUGGAGGAACAUUGUAGACUGUUUGUUGAAACUCAAAAGGCUAAAGCUUCUUCCUCAGUCUGUUGUUGAAUUUGAUGAGACUGCUACAUCAGGAGCAGCUGAUGAUCCUGCAGGACACAAGAGAAAUGAAUCAAGCAUAUCACACUCGAAUGAUCCGAAAUUUGGGAAUCGCCGGAGUGCUGGCAUGAUUAGUCGGUUCUCGCAUUUUCUGACAUUGGAGAGCAUGGAAGAUUCAAUAUCUCUCGGGAUGAGUGAAUUCGAGCAGAAUCUCAAAGUCAUUAAACAAUGCCGAAUCGGCAGCAUCUUCAACAACAGUGCUAACUUACCUGAUGAAGCCUUACUGAACCUCGGGCGUUCCCUGAUAUUCGCAGCCGGCGGAAAAGGCCAAAAAUUCAGCACUCCAAUAGAAGAGGAAGAAACUGUUGGGUUUGCUUGGGAUCUAAUUGUUGCCAUUGCUAUGGUUAACAUGCAUAGAUUCCAGAACUAUUGGCCUUUAUUCAAUGAUUACUUUCUUGGAGUUGCUCAGUUUCCUCUAUUUUCCCCAGUCCCAUUUGCUGAAAAAGCCAUUCUUGGCCUUUUCAAGAUCUGCAUAAAGCUGCUUUCUUCACCCAGAGCUGAAAGACUCCCAGAAGAGCUUAUCUUCAAAUCUAUAAACUUUAUGUGGAAGCUCGAUAAAGAAAUUCUCGACACAUGUUGCGAGUCGAUAGCAAAGUCAUUGGCAAAGAUUCUCACUGAUUAUCCAGCAAAUUUGCAGACAUCUUUGGGAUGGAAAACAUGCCUUCACUUGUUGUCCGUCACCGGGCGACACCCGGAAACAUACGAACAGAGCGUUGAUACUUUGAUCAAAAUGUUGUCGGAAGGAACCCAUGUGUCACGAAUAAACUACGCCUAUUGUGUUGACUGUGCUUUCGGUUUUGUUGCACUAAAAAAUAGUCCAAUGGAGAAGAACAUGAAGAUGCUAGACCUUCUAGCAGAAUCAGUAAAUUUACUGAUACAAUGGUAUAAGGACUACAUAGAUUCAGGCAUCAAUUUCAGCGUUGCGAGCAGUACGAGUAAUUCCUCAUUGGAAGACAGCAAAGGUUUAGGUUCUCCAAAUUUUGCUAUUACUUUAUUUGUGAAAUUAGGUGAAGCAUUUCGAAAAACCAGUUUAGCACGACGAGAGGAGAUAAGAAACCAGGCAAUCUUAUCGCUUCAUAAAAGUUUUGCAUUGUCAGAAGAACUUGAUUUCUCACCACUCAACUGCAUUAGUUGUUUCAAUUUGGUAAUAUUCGCAAUGGUGGACGAUUUGCAUGAAAAGAUGGUCGAAUAUUCGAGACGGGAGAAUGCAGAACGAGAGAUGCGGGGUAUGGAAGGGACGCUAAAGCUUGCGAUGGAGCUGUUGACAGAAGUGUAUUUGAGGUUCCUAAAGCCAAUAUCAAUGAGUCCAGGGUUUAGGACAUUUUGGCUUGGAGUAUUGAGAAGAAUGGAUACAUGUAUGAAGGCUGAUUUGGGUGAGUAUGGGGAGACAAGAUUGCAAGGAAUAAUACCUCAUCUCUUGACACAAAUUAUUACAAAAAUGAAGGAAGAAGAAAUUUUAGUACCAAAAGAAGAUGAUGACUUGUGGGAUAUCACCUACAUUCAAAUUCAAUGGAUAGCUCCUUUUCUCAAAGAAGAAUUGUUUCCUGAAGCAGAAAUGUAGAAUCAAUAGUUAUAUCCUGUAAUUAAUGAUAGCAUAAAUUAAAUUUAUGUAUUUUUGGCUUAGACUUUGAGUAUGCAAAGAUUCUACGAACUUUUCGAGUUUUA